Molecule: messenger RNA, 4133 nt
Organism: Lates calcarifer (barramundi perch)
Lineage: Eukaryota; Metazoa; Chordata; Actinopteri; Centropomidae
Gene: txlng
Product: taxilin gamma
Exons: 11
Coding region: 421-1923 (500 amino acids)
Biological process (GO): regulation of cell cycle
Molecular function (GO): syntaxin binding
Source: RefSeq, a predicted model, not a curated record
CAACGCAGUAUGUGACCUGACACUGUCAGUCCGAGCUUGUAGUUAUUUUCAUUGACGAUCAUAGAUUUCGUAUUUGCCGAAGUAAAGUUCACUUCUCGUGUUAGCAAAGAGAGCUAGCUAUCAGCUAACCUAGCUGUUAGCACAGGAUUAGCCCCGCUCACAAUAGCAAACUAACGUUGGCUUACAUUAAAAAUUUGCUCUGCACUCCCCAACUAACCAGGUGUGCUCUUAACUAUCCAUGGUUGCACCUGACAUGCAUGAAUAGAUUUACUGUAAACGCCUACAGAGGUUUAAUGCCAGGGAACAAUAAUGGAGUGGUUGCUAUGUGCCUAGCUGAGUGGCUAACGUGACCUGAGUCGGUGGAACGUCAUACCAGAUUCCCUUCACAGCCUCGAAGAUUUAUGGUUGUGAUCAGGACUAAUGGAGACAACAGACGUUUGUGAGAUUGAUGUGGCGACCAGAAGAAUAGUGGGUGGUAGUGAUUCUCCGCCCGAACUGGACAGCCCGUGUCAGGAGGAGGUUGCAGAGUUUGCUUUGGGCUUGUGCUGCGCUGAAGAGGAGAGGGGGGAAACUCCAGGCCGAGAGGACAGUCCCAGUGACCUGGGAGAAGCAGAGCUUGAUCCUGGGGGAGACCCUAAGGCUGGAGAGGACAAGGCUUUUGGGAAGGAGGUUGUUCUGUUGAUGCAGGCCCUGAACUCCCUCGCCACUCCUGAAGAAAAACUGGCUGCUUUGUGCAAGAAAUAUGCAGACCUGUUGGAGGAGAGCCGCUGCAUGCAGAAGCGACUGAAAGCCCUGCAAAAGAAGCAGUCUCAGAUUGUGAAGGAGAAGAUCCACCUGCAGGGGGAGCAUAGCAAGGCCAUCCUGGCCCGCAGCAAGCUGGAGAGCCUCUGUAGGGAGCUGCAGAGGCACAACAAGACACUGAAGGAGGAGAAUGCCCAGCGGUCCAGGGAGUAUGAGGAGCAGCGGAAGGAGGCCAUGCUGCACUUCCAGAUGACCUUGAGUGAUAUUGAGGUGCAGAUGGAGCAGCACAGUUCCCACAACACCAAACUGAGGCAGGAAAACAUGGAGCUGGCCGAGAAGCUGAAAAAGCUCAUUGAGCAGUAUGAGCUCAGAGAGGAGCACAUAGACAAGGUGUUCAAGCACAAGGAGCUGCAGCAGCAGCUGAUGGACGCCAAGCUGCAGAGAAUCACAGAGAUGAUGAAAGAAGUCGAGGAGAAGCAGCAGAGGGAGAGAGACUUUCUGCUGAAGGAUGCCACAGAGUCCAGACGCAAGUGUGAGCUGAUGAAGGAGCAAGAAACACAGCUCAAACAACAACUCUCCCUCUACAUGGACAAGUUUGAGGAGUUUCAGAGCACUCUGGCUAAAAGCAACGAGGUCUUCACCACUUUCAGACAAGAGAUGGAAAAAAUGACAAAGAAGAUCAAGAAACUAGAGAAGGAAACAACACAGUGGAAGACCAAAUGGGAGAGUAACAACCAGGCCCUGCUGCAGAUGGCUGAGGAGAAAACUCUGCGUGAUGGCCACUUCAAGGCCCUGCAGGGGAAGCUGGAGCUGCUGGAGAGGCUGUGCAGAGCCCUGCAGAAGGAGAGAAACGACCUCAACAACCGACUCAGCCUCUUACAGGAGGAGGGAGACAAAGGGACCACAUCACCUCCCGAAGCCCAGAGACAGGAGCCUUCAGAGGAGGAGGUGGAGGGGGAGGAGGGGGAGGAGGGGGAGGAGGAAGAGGAAGAGGAAAAGGAAGAGGAAGAGGAAGAGGAAGAGGGGUCGGCACAGGGCGAUGGACAGGAGACAGAGGCCAUCCACCAAGCUCCCAGACCACCUGAACUGGACUCCUCAUCGGCUGCUACUCACACAACCACUACUGCUACAAUGACAACAAGUAACCAGCCUGCAGAAACACCAACCACACAGCAGGACUGAGCGAACCUACACUGUGUGUGUGUAUGGGUGAGAAGGGUGUGAUAGGAGGGCUCAGCACCUCCAGCCUAGUCCCAGAACUAGCCAGACAAACCAUCUUCAAUGGAGUUUUUAAGUCUAGACUUGCCUCUCCAGGUUUCUACACAGAAGCUGAACCCAUAUCUUUUUGUGUGAUAGUUUAAGAAGAAUAAAAUGACUGUAUCAAAGAGUAUAUUCUAAAAGUUUGCCCACGUUUACAUUGGUAAUAUAAUUGGCUUUGUGGCGAGCACGUCGUUCUCCAUUUUCUACCAUAACCGUAUUUUCAUAGGAAAUUUCCAUGUAGUCUAAUUGAAGCAGUUUAAAGCCAAAUAGGCCUUUUAUUCCUCUCUUCACAUGGUCCCUCCCUGUACUAUCACAUCUCAUUGGAAAUUCUAGUUUGAUUCAUUCAAAUGUGCACACAUCCCAUACAGUUAAUUUGCAUUAAUGAAGCCUUACUGUCAGAAUGUGGUCUGAAGAGAAAAGAUGUUAUUCUGUAUCGUGAUGUGGAUAAGUUCAUGUUGGUGUUUUAUUUUGGAGCUGAAAUGAAUCUGCAUGUCCUUAUAAAACAGCAGUUCAACAGGUCAGUAGGGCAGCAAUCUGCCAAGCUCAUAGUGUGUUAGUGUGUCCUCUGCUGGACCACAAGGUGAACUAGCUCAGACAGUCUCAUGUGCUUAGAGACUGUAAAUGAAUUGAAACAGGUUAUUACAGUUUGAAGUUUCUCCUACAUUCUAACAAAGGUUCAAAUUUCAAAUCCAAAGUGAUGCCUCCAGUCACUGAAUCAAGGACUCAACCGUACGUGCACAUUCAUUUUCUUGGACAUGAUUCAGUGUUUUGGAAAAAUCCCACUGUCCCUAAAAAUAGGAAAUUGAUACAUGAAACAAAUAAUACAGGUUUGUUAUUUUGUUGCUCGCUCGCAAUCCCCUGGAGAGAUGACCAAAAUGAAAAUACUCCGUGAACGUGCUAAACGUGUCACAUCACCCAGUUUACACUGCAUCUCUGCCAUUUUUUUUUUCUUUGAUGAAUCUUAAUUUCCACAUGAUCAGUCCAACAGGGUGACAGAGAAGAGACAAGGCAGGAGUUCUUCUUCAUUAACUGACAAAUUAUUUAAUGUAAAUUAUGUCAGAACAUUUUUAGUAAAUCAGAAUAACAGGCUUUGUCGUCUUUGAAACUUUAUACUGGAACAAAAUUGAGUGUGAUUUGUUUUUCUAAUGCGUUUGAAUAAAGAGAUGUUGAUUUCCACCAUUAAAGCAUUUUAAUAGGAGAUGUUACAGGAGCUGCAGUUUAUUGUUCAUGAGGAAAGUCAUGAGUGAGUGUAGAGUUCUGAUGCGGUGAAUGUAGGAUAUCUAUCAUUAGCAGGGUCAAAUCAAAUUCUGGUUCUUGUUUCAUAUUGUGGCAUUGUACUAAUGAAGCUAAUCAUCUCUGCAUUCUGUUUUGGGCCAUAAAGUCAUCAAAUCACAGUCAGUUCACACACUUUCAUCCUCUGCAUAUUUUUUUUUUUUUUUUUUGUGGUGGGGGUCGGGGAGACAACAUCCUCAAAUGUGGCCACUCCAUUACACAGGCAUCUUUCUUGUUUUCUCUCCUUUGAGAUAUCAUGUGGCAGGCAGUGUGAUGAAGGACCAUUCCCACAGCACUGUUCAACCUGUUCUUCCAGCUCACCAGCCUGUUCUGGAGUCAUCGCUCUCAGUCCUUUUUGAUCCGAGUAUAUUGUAUUGUCAGUGAGAAUCACAGGGGUGGUAGUGACAAAUCAUUUGUUCACAAACUACACAGACUGCUCGUUGCAAUGUGUUGUAAUGUCCUCUAAGACGCUGCCUUCUGACUGAUUUAAGGUGACCUCUCCUGGCCUUUCUAAAGUUUUCCUCCAUGCAUUAAUCUUCACAUUGUGUGGAUUUAAUGUGAUUUGAUGUGAACAUGUACAGGGUCAGGUGGUGUGUCUGUACCUUUCUGUAGGGUAGAGGAUGGGGGUGGGGGGUAUUUGAGCAUCUGUUUCCUCUUCCUUUGGCGUUGCCCCAGAUUGACUCUCAGGUAAUGUCAGAAUCUACCUCUGUAGGUGAGACUAACUGUGAAAGAAGAGGCAUGAGUCAACAUAGCUUCAGAGAGCUUUAUUUUUACUAGAAAAAAGCCCACACCCCCUUUGAUUGUACAAUGUUCUUAUAGCUCUGUCUUGCUUUUCAAUAAACAUUUUGUAGGAUUUGCAA